UGUGAAGAACAAUGAGGGGCAAUAUUGAGGCCUCAAAACAAAGAUCCAAUGAGAAACAUGGGACAACAAAACGCACAAGAAUCAUCAGAAUCAUAGGAAGAAGCUUGUUGAGUGUAAUAAUCCUUAUUGGUCUUGCAAUUAUCACAUGUUGGAUUGUUGUCUUCCCCAAAACCCCACGUUUCCUUGUGGAAACUGGCCAAGUCAUAGCCAUUAGUUCAACUCGUACUAUGCUUAAUGCUACCAUAGCUUACACUGUCAAAAGCUACAACCCCAACAAAAGAGCCUCCAUUCAUAUGGAUUCUAUGAGGAUGAUAGUCACUAAUAUGGGCCAGACGUUUUCCUCCGACAUCCCGACGUUCACGCAAAAGCCAGGAAACUUGACCGUCUUGUCCUCCGCCGUUCAAGGUAACUUUGAAUAUCCAUUUGGGUUCAAGGAAGAGAUAGAUCCAAAUCUUCGCUUUGAAGCUAAAGUCAGUUAUAGUGUCGAGAGAUGGAUGUCGAAACCUCGAUUGCUGGAGAUCUAUUGUGAUCGUCUUUGGCUUCUGAUCAAUGAUUCUAGAACUUUUGAGAAUACUGAAUGCAAAGUUGAUCUUUGAGAUUUGAUCUUGGUGUGUGUUAUUCUUUUGAAUAAUCUCAAUGAUUUGUAACAGAAAGUUUCAAAUUAUUUUUGUUUUGUUUUAUUGUUUCUUUAUGGACAGAGAAUUCUUGCAUUUUCUUUUUUGCAUAAUGAAGAAGAAUGGUAUGAAAGAUUUGAGAGAGGGUUGAGAGAAAUUUUCUUUGGGGAUAGCUGACUGAAAAAAGUAGGGUGGAAUUGUAGAUUUAUAAUUUAUUGUAGUGUGUGUGAAGAAGAAGAAAAAAGUAAUAAUUGUGAGCAUAUCCAUAUAGUUUGAAACCUCUCAAACCAAUUUAAUUUGGAGAAAGGGCAAAGAAAGUCUCAUUUUUUUUAUUAUAAAGAAAAGAAAAAUUCUUUCUCCA
Messenger RNA from Benincasa hispida (wax gourd), 975 nucleotides. RefSeq lists its product as uncharacterized. Gene Ontology annotation, biological process: defense response to other organism. The record is from RefSeq and is a predicted model, not a curated record. Lineage: Eukaryota; Viridiplantae; Streptophyta; Magnoliopsida; Cucurbitales; Cucurbitaceae. Gene Ontology annotation, cellular component: plasma membrane; plasmodesma.